AAGAUGGCGGCCGUGUCAGUUUGGGGCAUCUCCGCGGUCCGGCCCGGGGCCCCGGGAUCCCGGCUCUCUUUCCCUCCGGAUUCUUUCUGCUAAUCCAGAUAUUUGUUGAAGUGCUGAAUAGUUUCUUGGGGAAAGAUGUCAAGGAAGAGUUUCAAUUCAUAGACUGGUGAGCAGAGAUUGUGGAGUACAGAAUAGCAGCACCCCUCUGGUUAGUUGUAGCCUAAGGUCAUUCAUGGCAUAAGAUACACAUUUUUCUGCUGGGAAUGAGAUGUUCUUGAGUUUUUACAACUUUAUGAAGAGACCCAUGUGUGGUGCUAUUGAGAAAUUUAUUGGGAAGUUUGAAGAUAUUUCAAAUAACAGGUUGUUUUGGUUUCUAAAGUAAAAGUGGGGAGGCACUCUAUUUUGUGAAAGAAGGAAGGACUCAGGCCAGAAAACUUGUAUGCUAUGGUUAACUGGUUCCCAGCCUCCGAGAAUGUUGUUUUCCAUGGUGUAAAACUUACUCAGCAUCAGGAUAAGGGAUAACGACUCUAUGGAUAUACAGAAUCCUUCACCAUGGUAAAACUCGCUAACCCGCUGUAUACGGAGUGGAUUUUGGAGGCCAUCAAAAAAGUGAAGAAGCAGAAACAGCGUCCUUCAGAGGAAAGGAUAUGUAAUGCAGUGUCUUCUUCCCAUGGCUUGGAUCGCAAAACUGUUUUAGAACAAUUGGAGUUGAGUGUUAAAGAUGGAACAAUUUUAAAAGUCUCAAACAAAGGACUCAAUUCCUAUAAAGAUCCUGAUAAUCCUGGGCGAAUAGCACUUCCUAAACCUCGAAACCAUGGAAAAUUGGAUAAUAAACAAAAUGUAGAUUGGAAUAAACUGAUCAAGCGGGCGGUUGAGGGCUUGGCAGAGUCUGGUGGCUCAACUUUGAAAAGCAUUGAACGUUUUUUGAAAGGUCAGAAGGAUGUGUCUGCAUUAUUUGGAGGCAGUGCUGCUUCUGGCUUUCACCAGCAGUUACGAUUGGCUAUUAAACGCGCUGUUGGCCACGGCAGACUCCUUAAAGAUGGACCUCUUUAUCGUCUCAACACUAAAGCAACCAAUGUGGAUGGGAAAGAAAGUUGUGAGUCUCUUUCCUCUUUACCUCCAGUGUCACUCCUUCCACAUGAAAAGGAUAAGCCGGUUGCUGAACCGAUCCCCAUCUGUAGUUUCUGUCUUGGUACAAAAGAACAAAACCGAGAAAAGAAGCCUGAGGAACUCAUCUCUUGUGCCGACUGUGGCAACAGUGGUCAUCCAUCUUGUUUAAAGUUUUCCCCUGAACUAACGGUUAGAGUGAAGGCCUUACGGUGGCAGUGCAUUGAGUGUAAAACGUGCAGCUCUUGUCAAGAUCAAGGCAAAAAUGCAGAUAACAUGCUCUUUUGUGAUUCCUGUGACCGAGGUUUUCACAUGGAGUGUUGUGAUCCGCCACUUACCCGGAUGCCAAAAGGCAUGUGGAUAUGUCAAAUAUGUCGACCUAGGAAAAAAGGAAGAAAACUUCUACAGAAGAAGGCGGCACAGAUAAAACGGCGCUAUGCUAAUCCAAUAGGACGUCCAAAAAACAGGUUAAAGAAACAAAACACGGUAUCAAAAUGUCCCUUCAGCAAAGUUCGAACUGGCCCUGGAAGGGGUCGGAAACGUAAAAUCACUCUCUCCAGCCAAUCAGCAUCGUCAUCAGAAGAAGGAUAUUUAGAGCGAAUAGAUGGCUUGGACUUCUGCAGAGAUAGCAGUGUCCCCUUGAAGUUCAACAAGAAAACCAAAGGGCUCAUUGAUGGGCUUACCAAAUUCUUUACCCCUUCCCCUGAUGGGCGGAAGCCUCGAGGGGAAGUGGUAGACUACUCUGAGCAAUACAGAAUCAGGAAAAAGGGCAACAGAAAAUCAAGCACUUCAGACUGGCCCACAGACAAUCAGGAUGGCUGGGAUGGCAAACAAGAAAGUGAGGAACGGCUUUUUGGGAGCCAGGAAAUCAUGACUGAGAAAGAUAUGGAAUUAUUUCGUGAUAUCCAAGAACAAGCACUGCAGAAAGUUGGAGUGACUGGGCCCCCUGAUCCACAAGUCCGCUGUCCCUCUGUCAUUGAGUUUGGGAAAUAUGAAAUUCACACCUGGUACUCUUCCCCAUAUCCUCAAGAAUACUCAAGGCUGCCUAAAUUGUAUCUUUGUGAAUUCUGUCUAAAAUAUAUGAAAAGUAGAACUAUUCUACAGCAGCACAUGAAGAAAUGUGGUUGGUUCCAUCCUCCUGCCAAUGAGAUUUACAGAAAGAAUAAUAUUUCUGUCUUUGAGGUUGAUGGGAAUGUGAGUACCAUUUAUUGUCAGAACCUGUGUCUCUUGGCAAAGUUGUUUCUUGACCACAAAACCCUCUAUUAUGACGUGGAGCCAUUUCUUUUUUACGUACUAACACAGAAUGAUGUCAAGGGCUGCCACCUUGUUGGCUACUUUUCUAAAGAAAAGCACUGCCAACAGAAAUACAAUGUUUCCUGUAUAAUGAUUCUUCCCCAAUACCAGCGUAAGGGCUAUGGCAGGUUUCUCAUCGAUUUCAGUUAUUUGUUAUCAAAGCGUGAAGGCCAAGCAGGGUCUCCAGAGAAACCAUUAUCCGAUCUAGGUCGUCUUUCCUACAUGGCUUAUUGGAAAAGUGUAAUAUUGGAGUGCCUUUAUCACCAAAAUGACAAGCAAAUCAGCAUUAAGAAGUUAAGCAAGUUGACUGGAAUCUGCCCUCAAGACAUUACUUCCACACUCCACCACCUACGCAUGCUGGACUACCGUAGUGACCAAUUUGUGAUUAUCCGCCGGGAAAAACUUAUCCAGGAUCACAUGGCAAAGCUUCAGCUGAAUUUGCGACCUGUAGAUGUAGAUCCAGAAUGUUUGCGCUGGACUCCUGUCAUAGUCUCCAAUUCUGUUGUCUCAGAGGAGGAAGAAGAGGAGGUUGAGGAAGGAGAAAAUGAAGAGCCGCCGCAGUGCCGGGAAAGAGAAUUAGAGACAAGUGUAGGAAAGUCUGCAUCUCGAGAGAAUAAAGAACAAGAUUCUUAUUCUUCAGUAGAAAGUGAAAAGAAACCAGAAGUUAUGGCGCCAGCUAGUUCUACACGUUUGAAUAAACAAGUCCUUCCCCGUGAUAGUCUUCCUGCAAAUAAUCAGCCAUCUCGGAGAGGCCGCUGGGGGAGGAAGAACAGGAAAACCCAGGAAUGUUUUGAUGAUAAAGAUUCUAAACUGCCCUUGGAAGAGACAUCAACUCCUCAGGAACAAUAUGGAGAACGUGAGGAAAAAUCAGAAACCUCCCAAGAACGAUACACUGAAAGUGAGGAACAGUUGGCAGCCUCUCAGGAGCAGCCAAGCCUGGAUGGAAAGCCAGACAUCCCCAAAAGAAGACUCAGUGAGGGGGUUGAGCUCUGGCGAGGACAGCUCAAGAAGACCCCUGAGGCUCUGAAGUGUAGACUCCCAGAAGGCAAUGAUAGACUGCCCCGUCGCUAUAGUGAUGGUGACAGGGCUCUCCUCAGGGACUUCAGUGAGAGUAGUGAGGAGGAAGAAGAGCCAGAAAGUCCUCGCUCCAACUCACCACCAGUUCUGACAAAGCCCACACUGAAGCGAAAAAAACCAAUUCUUCACCGAAGAAGGAGAGUCCGAAAGCGCAAACACCACAAUAGCAGCGUGGUCACAGAAACUAUCUCUGAGACUACAGAGGUGUUAGAUGAACCUUUUGAAGACUCUGACUCCGAGAGGCCAAUGCCAACAUUAGAACCCACGUUUGAGAUUGAUGAAGAAGAAGAGGAAGAGGAUGAAAAUGAACUCUUCUCGAGAGGAUACUUCCGUCAUUUGUCCUCACAGGAUGUUCUCAGGUGUCGAUCCUCUUCUAAGAGGAAGUCUAAAGAUGAAGAUGACGACGAAGAGUCAGAUGAUGCUGAUGACACUCCUAUCCUAAAGCCAGUCUCUCUCUUGAGAAAAUGUGAUGUGAAGGAUUCUCCACUUGAGCCAGAUACGUCCACACCUAUGAAAAAGAAAAAGGGAUGGCCCAAAGGCAAGAGCCGCAAACCAAUCCACUGGAAGAAAAGACCUGGUCGCAAACCAGGAUUUAAGUUGAAUCGGGAAAUCAUAGCCGUUUCUACUCAAGGAUGCAUUGUUGAGCCCAUUGUCCCCAUUCCUAAACCUGGACGUAAAUCCAAAGUUCAAGAGAAUGAAGAAACUGUUGAACCAAAAGAAGACUUGCCUUUAACAGAAGAAAGGAAGGAAGAAGAGGAGAUGCAUGUGGAAGCAGCAGAGGUUGAAGAGGGAGAAGAAGAAGAUACAACCAGCAGUGAAGUUAGAGCAGCUUCUCCAGUGGAUAGCAGCAAUAGUCCCGAGACAGAAAUGAAAGAACCUGAGCUAGAGGAGGAAGAAGAGAAACCCCGUGUCUUAGAAGAGCAGAGGCGAUCAGAGGAAGAGCCACAAGAACUGGAAGAGCAGGAGCAAGAAGAGGACGAAGUGGGUGUAGAGACAAACCAGAAUGAAGACCGUGAUGCAGAUGACGAAGAUGAUGGUCAUCUGGAGUCUACAAAGAAAAAAGAGCUAGAGGAGCAGCCUGUCAGAGAAGAUGUCAAGGAGGAGCCUGGUGGUCAGGAGUCUUUUUUAGAUACUAAUAUGCAGAGCAGUAGGGAGAGUAUAAAGGAUAAAGAUGAAACAGAACCAGAUUCUGAAGAGGAGCAGACUUCCCAUGAAACAUCCGUGGUAUCGGAGCAUAUGCCAGGGUCUGAGGAUGAUCAUGAAGAAGAUUCAAACUCUAAAGAAGAAUUAAUUGAGUUAAAAGAGGAAGAAGAGAUUCCUCAUAGUGAACUGGAUCUGGAAACCGUGCAAGCAGUGCAGUCUUUGACUCAAGAGGAAAGCAAUGAGCACGAGGGAGCCUACCAGGACUGUGAAGAGACGCUGGCAGCGUGUCAGACCCUGCAGAGUUAUACCCAGGCUGAUGAAGACCCUCAGCUGUCAAUGGUUGAAGACUGCCAUGCUUCAGAACAUAAUAGUCCGAUAUCUUCUGUUCAGUCUCAUCCGAGCCAGUCAGUCCGUUCAGUCAGCAGUCCCAACGUGCCUGCCCUUGAAAGUGGUUACACCCAGAUCAGCCCAGAACAAGGAUCCCUGUCCGCACCCUCUAUGCAGAACAUGGAGACCAGCCCCAUGAUGGAUGUGCCUUCCGUAUCAGACCACUCUCAGCAGGUGGUGGACAGUGGCUUCAGUGAUCUGGGCAGCAUCGAGAGCACCACGGAGAACUAUGAGAACCCUAGCAGUUACGAUUCCACAAUGGGUGGCAGCAUUUGUGGGAAUAACUCUUCCCAGAGCAGCUGCUCCUAUGGUGGGUUGUCAUCCUCCAGCAGCCUCACCCAGAACAGUUGUGUUGUCACGCAGCAAAUGGCAAACAUGGGCAACAGCUGCAGCAUGAUGCAGCAGAACAGUGUCCAGCCUGCUGCCAACUGCAACAUCAAGUCACCUCAGAGCUGUGUGGUGGAGAGGCCUCCCAGCAACCAGCAGCAGCAGCCACCACCACCACCACAGCAGCAGCAACAGCAGCAGCAGCAGCAGCAGCAACCAGCACCACAGCCUCCACCACCCCAGCAGCAGCAGCAGCCGCAGCAGCCGCAGCCACCACCACCUCAGCCCCAGCAGCCUCAACCCCCACCCCCACCCCAGCAGCAGCCCACCCUGUCACAGUGUAGUAUGAAUAACAGUUUCACUCCAGCGCCUAUGAUCAUGGAGAUACCAGAAUCUGGAAGCACUGGGAACAUAAGUAUCUAUGAGAGGAUUCCAGGGGAUUUUGGUGCCGGCAGCUACUCUCAACCGUCAGCCACCUUCAGUUUAGCCAAGUUGCAGCAGCUGACUAACACCAUUAUGGACCCUCAUGCCAUGCCUUAUAGCCAUUCUCCUGCUGUGACUUCCUAUGCAACCAGUGUUUCUCUGUCUAAUACAGGACUGGCUCAGCUAGCUCCGUCUCAUCCAUUAGCUGGGACCCCUCAAGCACAAGCUACCAUGACGCCACCCCCAAACUUGGCAUCCACCACCAUGAACCUCACAUCACCUCUGCUACAGUGCAACAUGUCUGCCACCAACAUUGGCAUUCCUCACACUCAGAGGUUGCAAGGGCAAAUGCCAGUCAAGGGGCAUAUUUCUAUCCGCUCCAAAUCUGCGCCACUGCCCUCUGCAGCUGCUCACCAGCAGCAGCUGUAUGGCCGCAGCCCACCAGCGGUUGCCAUGCAGGCUGGCCCUCGUGCAUUGGCUGUUCAGCGUGGCAUGAACAUGGGGGUUAAUUUAAUGCCAACCCCCGCCUAUAAUGUCAAUUCAAUGAAUAUGAACACCUUGAAUGCCAUGAACAGCUAUCGAAUGACACAGCCUAUGAUGAACAGCAGUUACCACAGUAACCCUGCUUACAUGAACCAGACAGCACAGUAUCCUAUGCAGAUGCAGAUGGGGAUGAUGGGGAGUCAGGCCUAUACCCAGCAGCCUAUGCAGCCAAACCCUCAUGGAAACAUGAUGUAUACCGGCCCCUCCCAUCACAGCUACAUGAAUGCUGCUGGUGUGCCCAAGCAGUCACUCAAUGGACCUUACAUGAGAAGAUGAGCAAGAUGAACUUGCAAUUAAAAACUUAAAUAUAUAUAAAUAAAGGAACCUUUUAUACUGACAAACCAGAGAAAAAAUGGACCUUUUUUCCAGUUAAAAUAUUGCUGUAGAUUUAGAGGAAUUUUUCUUUGGUUUAUUUUAUUUUUUAGAAAACCUGGUCUUCUCUUUCUUUGGGUUCAUUUUGUUCUGGGUUUUGAUUUUCUUCACAAUCUUGAACAUUUUACAAUAGAACUCAUCUAAAUAUGGAUUUGGGGAUAGGGGAAACAUGCACAAAAUCUUUUCAUAAUUAAAAAGAGCCUUACUUUCUUUACAUACCACAUGGACAGAAUUUGUGUAAAAGUGAAUUAUCUUUAUUUUAUUUUAAGAUGUAUGUUUCCCCUCACUGUUUAUGCAGCUCCCAAUGUUGUCAUUUUUAAAUGUUAUAUAUACAUCUCCAGGGUUAACCAGACCCUUUCCUCCAAACCUUUCAUUUCCUACUUCAUUCCAGCAGGAGGCACUUAUGGGAGACUCGGAUGGGGACAUGGAGAACAACCCAAGCUCCUUAAACUUAUUAUUAUUGUUAAUAUUAUUAUUAUUAUUAUUAAUAAAGUGAGGCAGGAAAAUGCUUCUCCUUUUAAAAUCCCCUCCACUCCCUACACACACACAUGCACGCACACACACACACAAAC
Messenger RNA from Diceros bicornis minor, 7244 nucleotides. It is a transcript of the gene KAT6A, whose product is annotated as lysine acetyltransferase 6A. Gene Ontology annotation, biological process: regulation of DNA-templated transcription; nucleosome assembly. Gene Ontology annotation, cellular component: nucleosome; MOZ/MORF histone acetyltransferase complex. Gene Ontology annotation, molecular function: DNA binding; histone acetyltransferase activity. Bases 553 to 6576 code for a protein of 2007 amino acids. The record is from RefSeq and is a predicted model, not a curated record. The transcript is spliced from 18 exons. NCBI's taxonomy places the organism in Eukaryota, Metazoa, Chordata, Mammalia, Perissodactyla, Rhinocerotidae.